Messenger RNA from Fusarium graminearum PH-1, 303 nucleotides. RefSeq lists its product as uncharacterized. The coding region runs from base 1 to 303 and encodes 100 amino acids. NCBI's taxonomy places the organism in Eukaryota, Fungi, Ascomycota, Sordariomycetes, Hypocreales, Nectriaceae. The record is from RefSeq and is a predicted model, not a curated record. The transcript has a single exon.
AUGCCUGCUUCUGCAAGAGACGACAUUAUCUUGAAUAUUCAUUCGCUACUAAGGUUCAUGCAACUCGAGGUGUCCUUGCAAGUCUGCUUCGCUAGCGAUAAAACCCCUCAAUCGAGCGUAGCCUAUUUUCCCGUGUCGAUCAUGUUACAUUUGCCUCAUCGUAGCGAAGUUUCACCGGAAACUUUACUAGCGAUUCCACAACAAGAGUGUGACAAGGCUUGUUUGAUUAUUUCCCCUCGACCACACUCGAUCUCUCUUGAGCAAGGUGUGAGUAGGGUGGUUGAGAGCCUUACACAAGUAUAG